Molecule: messenger RNA, 1080 nt
Organism: Brachypodium distachyon (stiff brome)
Lineage: Eukaryota; Viridiplantae; Streptophyta; Magnoliopsida; Poales; Poaceae
Product: rRNA-processing protein FCF1 homolog
Exons: 9
Coding region: 132-731 (199 amino acids)
Cellular component (GO): small-subunit processome; nucleolus
Source: RefSeq, a predicted model, not a curated record
AUAGCCGCAAACCCUUCCCCAGACCCCAGCCCCUCUCGCGCGCGCCGACCUCGAGAGCUAUUACAAGGAGGCGCCGCCGUGCAGUGAAAAGCGCGUCGCGGCUGCAGCACGUGCUAGGCUUCGAUUUGAGGAUGGGGAGGGCGAAGAGCAAGGGCCCCAAGUUCGCCGCCGUCAAGAAGAUGAUCAGCAAGAAGACCAUCAAGAAGUACAAGGAUGAGGUGCUUGACCCUAGGAAGAAGGAUACCGAGAAGGAGAAGCUCGGCCGGAACGUGCCGCAGGUUUCCUCGGCGCUCUUCUUCAGCUACAACAUGGCGCUCGGGCCGCCAUAUCGGGUUAUUGUCGACACCAACUUCAUCAAUUUCUCCAUCCAGAACAAGUUGGAUUUAGAGAAAGGAAUGAUGGACUGCCUUUAUGCAAAAUGUACCCCUUGUAUCACUGACUGUGUUAUGGCUGAGCUUGAAAAGCUAGGACAAAAAUAUCGUGUGGCUUUGAGAAUUGCUAAGGAUCCUAGGUUCCAAAGAUUAGCAUGCACACACAAGGGAACUUAUGCUGAUGACUGUAUCGUUGAGAGAAUUACUCAGCACAAAUGUUACAUUGUUGCCACUUGCGAUAGAGAUUUAAAGAGGAGAAUAAGAAAGGUUCCUGGUGUUCCAAUCAUGUACAUUACCCAACACAGGUACUCGAUAGAGCGACUCCCUGAAGCGACAAUUGGCGGAGCACCAAGAAUCUGAUUUCCGGAUGCAGAGAAGUUGGGGAAACAUUUCUCACUAUCACACUUGCCAAAGGUCCUGAGCAGGGAUGGAUAAGAAUACUGUUGUGCUGAGUUGAGCUAAUUGUAAUCACUUCAAAGUUUUGUACUAACCUUAUCAGGUUAUCAUGUUUCAUCAUUUAUAAGAGGAUCUGUUUAGUUGUCCUAAGUUGGAACUCCAGUGUAGCCAACAUCCCAGCUUCUUGGUUGUGUUGAUGAUGUGGACUUGCAGACUUUCAGUAAUAGUUCACAUGUAAUAUGCAAGUCUUGUUACAUUGUUCAAUCCUUUGCUCAUGCUUGAUUACAGAGUAUCCUGUCCCUUCAUUGUUCAA